Gracilinanus agilis (Agile Gracile Mouse Opossum) is the source of this 2269-nucleotide messenger RNA. Its product is annotated as zinc finger protein OZF-like. Gene Ontology annotation, biological process: regulation of transcription by RNA polymerase II. Gene Ontology annotation, molecular function: DNA-binding transcription factor activity; RNA polymerase II cis-regulatory region sequence-specific DNA binding. NCBI's taxonomy places the organism in Eukaryota, Metazoa, Chordata, Mammalia, Didelphimorphia, Didelphidae. The transcript is spliced from 4 exons. The coding region runs from base 1 to 1578 and encodes 525 amino acids. The record is from RefSeq and is a predicted model, not a curated record.
AUGGACCACAUUGAGGGCUCCAGCAUCCACUGCCUCGCCAUUCUAGGGCUGGUUCCCGGACAAGCACAAAUAGAGGAUUUGUUGUUUCAGGAGCCAGUGACCUUCCAAGAUGUGGCAGUGGUCUUCACGCAGGAGCAAUGGGCUUCCCUGGACCCUUCACAGAAGGAGCUGUACCGGGUUGUGAUGCUGGAGACCUACAGCAACCUGCUCUGUCUGGAGAAGCUUUAUGAGUGUAAUCAAUGUGGGAAAGCCUUCCACCGGAGAGGUCAGCUUACGCAACAUCAGAAAAUUCAUACUGGAGAGAAACCUUUUGAAUGUAAUGACUGUGGGAAAACCUUCCGCCUAAGAGAACACCUUACUCGACAUCAGAGGAUUCAUACAGGAGAGAAACCUUAUGAAUGUAAUGAAUGUGGGAAGGCCUUCCAUCUGAGAGAACUCCUGACUCUCCAUCAGAGUAUUCAUACUGGAGAGAAACCUCAUAAAUGUAAAGAGUGUGGAAAAGCCUUCAGCCAGAGAGGACAUCUUAAUCUACAUCAGAGAAUUCAUACUGGAGAAAAACCUUAUGAAUGUAAUGAUUGCGGGAAGCUCUUUCGUCUGAAAGAACACCUUACUCGACAUCAGAGUAUUCAUACUGGAGAGAAACCUUAUGAGUGCAAUGAAUGUGGGAAAGCUUUCCACCUGAGUACAGAGCUUACUCGCCAUCAGAGGAUUCAUACUGGAGAGAAACCUUAUGAAUGUAAUAAAUGUGGAAAGGCCUUCCAUAUGAGCACAGAGCUCACCAGACAUCAGAGGAUUCAUACUGGAGAGAAGCCUUAUGAGUGUAAUGACUGUGGAAAGGCCUUCCACCUGAGAGAAUACCUUACUCGACAUCAGAGGAUCCAUACUGGAGAGAAACCUUAUGAAUGUAAUGACUGUGGUAAGGCUUUCCGCCUGAGAGAACACCUUACUCGACAUCAGAGGAUUCAUACUGGAGAGAAACCUUAUGAAUGUAGUCAAUGUGGGAAGGCCUUCCACUUAAAAGAACUCCUUACUCUCCAUUGGAGUGUUCAUACUGGAGAGAAACCUCAUAAAUGUAGUGAAUGUGGAAAGGCCUUUAGCCAGAGAGGACACCUUACUGUUCAUCAGCGAAUUCAUACUGGAGAGAAACCUUAUGAAUGUAAUCAAUGUGGAAAGGCCUUCCAUGCAAGAGAGCUGCUCACCCUUCAUCAGAGUAUUCAUACUGGAGAGACACCUUAUAAAUGUAAGGAAUGUGGGAAGUUCUUCAGCCAGAGAGGACAUCUUACUGGGCAUCAGAGAAUUCAUACUGGAGAAAAACCUUAUGAAUGCAAUGACUGUGGGAAGGUUUUUCGUUUGAAAGAACACCUUACUCAGCAUCACAGAAUUCAUACUGGAGAGAAGCCUCAUAAAUGUAAUGAAUGUGGGAAGGCCUUCAGCCGGAGAGAACACCUUACCAGACAUCAGACAAUUCAUACUGGAGAGAAACCUUAUGAAUGUAAUGAAUGUGGGAAGGCCUUUAGCCUGAGAGGAUCACUUACUCGACAUCAGAGUAACAAAUGUCAUCCUGUAUUUGGAAAUUAGGCUAAAGUUUUAUAAGACCUGACUGUGGACAACUACAAAAUUCUGAGAAGUGAGUGAAACAAAAUAAGAGCUAAAUAACUGAGUAGAAUCCAGUAUUCAUAGGUUUUUCUGGUUAACAAAAAUACUUCUCAAAAUAAUUCACAAAUUUCACAGAAUACUCAUAAAAAUAAAUAAAAAUUUUGUAACUGUUUAAACAGUUAUUCAGUUACUGGGCAUGUGCCAAGAUCAGUGGAAAAAAUAAAGGCCCCAUAGAUAACAGCACUUAUAGCAGCUUUGUGCAAUCCAGUGGAACCAAAAAAACCCUAGAAACAAAUUAGGUGUAUGUGUCGGUUAUGUGUCGGCUACACAAAGUUUGGUGUGUGCUUGAGCUGAAAUAUUAUUGUGCCACAAGAAAUGACAAAUAUAAGAAAUUCAUAGGUCUGUGGAAAGAUUGUAUGAAUGCAGAAAAAAGAACCUGAAGAACAUCGGGAAAAUUAUUACAAUGAAAAUGAAACCACUUCCUAAAUGCUGCCAAUUGAUUAUGUGGACAUACUUUGUUCCUAGAGAAAAGAGGAGGAAAUGGACCUCUAGCUUCUGACUUGAAAUGUGGGGGUCUAGGCACAUCAACUGUUGCAUGUACUUUUGGAUGUGGUUGUUUUGGCUUAUGUUUUAUUUAAUUGUUUUAUUUGUCACUAAAGAGGAUUUGAUGUGG